AUGAAUUCUACUCAAAAUUCUGAUACCCCUGAUAAUAAUCAUGCUGAAAAUAAACAUUUAAUAUUUAAUUCCAUUAAGAAAAAAAUGACGGGGUUUGUGUUUAAAGAAGAUAAAGCUAAUAAUAUAACACACUGCACAUUCUGUCAACGAGAAUUUGUAGAAGAUGAAGCCAUUGUAAAGAAUACAUGUGGACAUUACUAUCAUUAUGAAUGUUUUGAAGGAAAGAAAAAUUGUCCGUCAUGUCAUAGCCCCCUCAAACUUAUUACAAAUAAAGAUGCUUCUGCUCUAAACGAGAAACUAAAACUUUUUGAUCUUGGCCUUGAAGAUAAAUUGUGUUUCUAAGAAGAUUCAGUGUUCUAAAGAAGAAUUUUUUUAUUUAUAUAUUUUUUAAUUACUUUCCAUACUAUUUGACUGAAUUUCGCCUUAAAAUUAAAAUCCUUUGAGGAAUA
This is a messenger RNA of Meloidogyne enterolobii, 449 nucleotides long. The record is from the annotation of a GenBank genome assembly. Lineage: Eukaryota; Metazoa; Nematoda; Chromadorea; Rhabditida; Meloidogynidae.